GAUGGGCGGAGGGGAUGUGAGAGGGGGCUCCCACCAAGCAUAACUGGAUUCCUAGGGGUCUGGGAGACUGGGUGAUGGGGACCUGGGGACAAUUGGAGACAGCUGGCUGUGGGGCAGUGGGGGGUGGGGUGAGUGCAGUGAACUCCUGUUCCAGUUCCGAGUGGCCUGGAACUCCCCUCUCCACCCACCCCCCAACUUCAUUCCUUCAGAGGCUUCGUACCAUGCCCUCUGGAGGAAAGAAGGUGUGAUUUGGGCUGAUGAUGGAGGCCAGUAUAUUAGAGGAGUAGGACCCCGUGAUCCCAGUGGAUCUCAGGGCAAUUUAGGGACAUGCGUUGAGUCCAGGGUAGCACCGAGUGCUGGGGAGAGCUCGGGGGGCAGCUCCCCGCUUUCUUGGCAGAGCCCCAGACUGAAGUAACCUUAAAAAAGCAAUUAAAUCACCUUUUAAAAAAUACCCAGUAAAGAAAAAUCAAUACUAGGAGAAAGGGGGGUAGGCUGGGUGAGGAGGAGGUGGGGCGGAAGCACUAAAGGGUCUGGGAGUCUAGCAGGGAGGGCAGAGCAUGGCAGGGGGCUGCCCGGGUAGGGGGCACUGUCUGUGGUCACUUGGAGGCUCUGAGGGCUAACUCAGCGGCUGCUUCCCGUGCCUUCCCCGCUUUUUCCCUCUGGGACGCUGCCGGCCCUAGCCCUGACCCCAGGGGCCUCCUCUUCCCAGCUGGGGGGAGACUGCUUGUGGGGGAAGCCCAGCCGUAGGGGCACCCCCCCAGAAGCUACUUUGAGGAGAGGCUGGGGACCACCCCAGCAGGGUGCCACACGUGGCCGGGGCUCGGGGCUGCUGGGCUCCAUGCUGGGGUGACCGGUGACUGAUGAGGCCUGACCUGGCCUCGCAGCCAAGGUGGGCAGUGACAUAUUCCCUGCUCCCCAGGGUAGCCGUCCCUAGGCCCCUCCUCUCGGUCCAGGCGGGGGCUGUGACUGGCGGGGCAGUCCUGAUGCAGGGGAGGGGUGGCCUCUGGGCAGCGGGUGGACCUGGGGCUCUAAUCCCCAGCAGCUGCCGUUUCCCUCAGAUCGAUUCCCUUCUCACUUUUUUUUCAGCUGCUGGUUCCGCGGCUCGGAUCGAUGGAGCCGCCUCCCCCGCCCCUCUGAGCUUCCUCUCCCUGCUGCUCAUUAGCGCCCCGAUUAAGCAGCCCCCCCUUUCAUCUGGGGGACAAGUGCUUCCUCCCCCGGGAGGGCUCACGUUCUCACACGGGCCCCCCCCUACCCCGCCCCCCCCUCCCCUCCCCCUCCCCGGCCCAGAACACAAGCUGCUCACUGUGACCACUCCACCCUGGGAGCACCAAGGCAUUUCCUCCUGGGCUGCCAACUGGGGACCCACCCUGCCUGUGAGAACAACCCACGUGCCUGCUUCCCCUCCGGACACACGCAGGGGCUGACAGCUGUGCUGGUGCUGAUAAGGAAGCCACAAGGAGCCGAUCGAGGAGAGAGACAAGCAGCAGCUGAGGCAGCGGCGGCAGGGCUGAGGAGCUGCUGGGAGUGGGAGUGACUCCCCCACCUCGGGCCCCCACCCCGUCCCUGUCCUCCUCCUGCUUGCCCUGAGUUUCGAAGAGCGGCCACUGCCACCGCCGCCACUCCGGAGGGCACUGGGGGGGGGCCACUGGCCAGGGAGGGACAGGGGCAGGGAGGCUCCGGCCACAGUCCCAGCAGCCGGGGACAGAUGCCGAUCGAGAUUGUGUGCAAAAUCAAAUUUGCAGAGGAGGAUGCGAAACCCAAGGAGAAGGAGGCAGGGGAUGAGCAAAGCCUCCUGGGGCCUGCACAGGGGACAGCAGCCCCCCGGGACCUGGCCACCUUUGCCAGCACCAGCACUCUGCACGGCCUGGGCCGGGCCUGUGGCCCGGGCCCCCACGGACUGCGCAGAACCCUGUGGGCACUGGCCCUACUCACCUCGCUGGCCGCCUUUCUGUACCAGGCUGCCGGCCUGGCCCGGGGCUACCUGACCCGGCCUCACCUGGUGGCAAUGGACCCUGCCGCCCCAGCCCCAGUGGCGGGCUUCCCGGCGGUCACCCUCUGCAACAUCAACCGCUUCCGGCACUCGGCCCUCAGCGACGCCGACAUCUUCCACCUGGCCAACCUGACAGGGCUGCCCCCCAAAGACCGGGACGGGCACCGCGCCGCUGGCCUGCGCUACCCGGAGCCUGACAUGGUAGACAUCCUCAACCGCACUGGCCACCAGCUUGCCGACAUGCUCAAGAGCUGCAACUUCAGUGGGCAUCACUGUUCCGCCAGCAACUUCUCCGUGGUCUAUACUCGCUACGGGAAGUGUUACACCUUCAACGCAGAUCCACAGAGUUCGCUGCCCAGUCGGGCAGGGGGCAUGGGCAGUGGCCUGGAGAUCAUGUUGGACAUCCAGCAGGAGGAAUACCUGCCCAUCUGGAGAGAGACAAACGAGACAUCGUUUGAGGCUGGCAUCCGAGUGCAGAUCCACAGCCAAGAGGAGCCCCCCUACAUCCACCAGUUGGGCUUCGGUGUGUCCCCAGGCUUCCAAACCUUCGUGUCCUGCCAGGAACAGCGGCUGACCUAUCUGCCCCAGCCCUGGGGCAACUGCCGGGCGGAGAGCGGGCUCCGGGAGCCUGAGCUUCAGGGCUACUCAGCCUACAGCGUGUCUGCCUGCCGGCUGCGCUGUGAGAAGGAGGCCGUGCUUCAGCGCUGCCGGUGCCGGAUGGUGCACAUGCCAGGCAAUGAGACCAUCUGCCCGCCAAAUAUCUACAUCGAGUGUGCCGACCACACACUGGACUCCUUGGGUGGGGGCUCCGAGGGCCCGUGUUUCUGCCCUACUCCCUGCAACCUGACUCGCUACGGGAAAGAAAUCUCCAUGGUCAGGAUCCCCAACAGGGGCUCAGCCCGGUACCUGGCAAGAAAGUACAACCGCAAUGAGACCUACAUCCGGGAGAACUUCCUGGUCCUCGAUGUCUUUUUUGAAGCCCUGACCUCUGAGGCCAUGGAGCAGAGAGCAGCCUAUGGCCUGUCAGCCCUGCUGGGAGACCUCGGGGGACAGAUGGGUCUAUUCAUCGGGGCCAGCAUCCUCACACUACUGGAGAUCCUGGACUACAUCUAUGAGGUGUCCUGGCACCGACUGAAGCGGGCGUGGCGUCGUCCCAAGCCCCCCCUGCGGACCUCCACUGGGGGCAUCUCCACCCUGGGGCUGCAGGAGCUGAAGGAGCAGAGCCCAUGCCCCAGCCGGGGCCGUGCUGAGGGCGGGGGAGCCAGCGGCCUGCUCCCCAACCACCACCACCCUCCUGGCCCCCGAGGAGGCCUCUUUGAAGACUUUGCUUGCUAGGAUGGUGCUGUGUCUAAAAAGACCCAGGAGUCUGGGACCCCUCCCAGGAUCCCCAAGUCUCCUCCUGCUCCUGGGACACAAGGCCUGGGGGCAGCCCAAGGGGAGGGGGAGAGGGCAGUGCUCGCUGGGAGGGUGGGGACUCGGUUCAGGCUCUCACCAGCUCUGGUGCCAGUGGCUUUGCACAAGGGUCCUUCUGGUCCACCCUCCCACCCCCCCCACCCCCAAGCCCCAGGCUGGUGCCCGGGGAGGGCUGGAGGGGAGGGGAGGAAAGGAGCA
Messenger RNA from Mirounga angustirostris (Northern elephant seal), 3601 nucleotides. RefSeq names its product acid sensing ion channel subunit family member 4 (gene ASIC4). The coding region runs from base 1706 to 3325 and encodes 539 amino acids. Gene Ontology annotation, molecular function: ligand-gated sodium channel activity. Gene Ontology annotation, cellular component: plasma membrane. The transcript has 11 exons. The record is from RefSeq and is a predicted model, not a curated record. Gene Ontology annotation, biological process: sodium ion transmembrane transport. NCBI's taxonomy places the organism in Eukaryota, Metazoa, Chordata, Mammalia, Carnivora, Phocidae.